Gymnodraco acuticeps is the source of this 2879-nucleotide messenger RNA. Its product is annotated as zinc finger protein 665-like. The transcript has 7 exons. The record is from RefSeq and is a predicted model, not a curated record. Bases 103 to 2406 code for a protein of 767 amino acids. Gene Ontology annotation, molecular function: RNA polymerase II cis-regulatory region sequence-specific DNA binding; DNA-binding transcription factor activity, RNA polymerase II-specific. Gene Ontology annotation, biological process: regulation of DNA-templated transcription. NCBI's taxonomy places the organism in Eukaryota, Metazoa, Chordata, Actinopteri, Perciformes, Bathydraconidae.
CGGAGGAGGGUCUGCAGGAAGUGGGGAGAGGUGUGAAAGUGGGUUAUAUUUAGGGUUAGGGCCAGUUAGAGUUUACUUCAGAGAAACAUCCGGAGAAGAAGCAUGGAGAGAAACGCAGCAGCAGGAUCCUCCUCUCAGAUAACUCACCUGCAGAAUAUGUGUGAGAGGACGUUAUUCUGCCUGGAGGAAAAUCUGAGGAGCAAGGAGGUGAGGACGGAGGAACAGAGGAGGGAAGAAGAGCCGAGGAAGGAGGAUGGUAGCAACCCGAAAAUAACUGUGUCCAAUCUCAAGAAGAAGCCACGGAAACCGAGGAGAAAACAUGGACCCAAAAACCACAGCUGUCAGCACUGUGACAAAUCCUUCACAACUGUUGUGUAUUUAAAGGUGCACCAGAGGAUUCACACCGGAAAACGUCUUCACCACUGUGACCAAUGCGGGGCGACUUUCCUCUACCGGAAUCGGCUAAAACUCCACCAACGCGUUCACACUGGAGAGAAACCCUACGGCUGUGACCAAUGUGGGAAAAGGUUCUCUCUUCCAGGAGCCAUGGUGAUCCAUAAACUGCUUCAUACAGGAGAGAAACCGCAAAUCUGCGACACAUGUGACAAAGCCUUCCGCACUCACAGUGAGCUUUCAAAGCAUAAAGUAAUUCACCAAGAAGAGAGACCGCACAUCUGCAACGAGUGUGGGAAAACUUUUAAAAGUACAACUUAUCUAAGACUUCAUCGGGUUGUUCACACUAAAGAGAAAGUAUUCUGGUGUGACCAAUGUGGGAAGACUUUCAAUCAGAGUUCUCAGCUCAAAAUGCAUCAGCGAAUUCACACCGGAGAGAAACCGUACAGCUGUGAGGAAUGUGGAGCAGUCUUUUCACAGACCUCCGGCUUGAGAAGCCACAAGAGCAUUCACACUGGAAAGAAACCAUACAGCUGUGACCAGUGCAGCUCCACAUUUAGAGAGAGGGUUCAAUUAAAAACACACCGGCGUAUUCACACCGGAGAGAAACCAUACAGCUGUGACCACUGUGCGAAAACGUUUUCCCGGCAGGAUCACCUUGCCGUCCACCUACUGGUUCACACGGGACUGAAACCACACAGCUGUGAACAUUGUGGGAAAAACUUUUCUCGGCGUAGUAAUCUCAAAGUCCACCAACGCACACACGCUGCACACCUAACUCUCCCAACCAGAGUCUUGGAUCAGGCUCAGUUAGCAGAGGUGUUGUGGCUCAGGGGGGGGGGGGGGGGGGUCGUCUCAGGAGAAGGAGAAGGACAGGACAUCAAAGGUCGGAUUCACACCUUCCUCCUGUUGUCUGGGAAGAGAAACAUCCGGAGAAGAAGCAUGGAGAGAAACGCAGCAGCAGGAUCCUCCUCUCAGAUAACUCACCUGCAGAAUAUGUGUGAGAGGACGUUAUUCUGCCUGGUGGAAAAUCUGAGGAGCAAGGAGGUGAGGACGGAGGAACAGAGGAGGGAGGAAAAGGCGAGGAAGGAGGAUGGUAGCAACCCGAAAAUAACUGUGUCCAAUCUCAAGAAGAAGCCAAGGAAACCGAGGAGAAAAGAUGGACCCAAAAACCACAGCUGUCAGCACUGUGACAAAUCCUUCACAACUGUUGUGUAUUUAAAGGUGCACCAGAGGAUUCACACCGGAAAACGUCUUCACCACUGUGACCAAUGCGGGGCGACUUUCAUCUACCGGAAUCGGCUAAAACUCCACCAACGCGUUCACACUGGAGAGAAACCCUAUGGCUGUGACCAAUGUGGGAAAAGGUUCUCUCAUCCAGGAACCAUGGUGAGCCAUAAACUGCUUCAUACAGGAGAGAAACCGCAAAUCUGCGACACAUGUGACAAAGCCUUCCGCACUCACAGUGAGCUUUCAAAGCAUAAAGUAAUUCACCAAGAAGAGAGACCGCACAUCUGCAACGAGUGUGGGAAAACUUUUAAAAGUACAACUUAUCUAAGACUUCAUCGGGUUGUUCACACUAAAGAGAAAGUAUUCUGGUGUGACCAAUGUGGGAAGACUUUCAAUCAGAGUUCUCAGCUCAAAAUGCAUCAGCGAAUUCACACCGGAGAGAAACCGUACAGCUGUGAGGAAUGUGGAGCAGUCUUUUCACAGACCUCCGGCUUGAGAAGCCACAAGAGCAUUCACACUGGAAAGAAACCAUACAGCUGUGACCAGUGCAGCUCCACAUUUAGAGAGAGGGUUCAAUUAAAAACACACCGGCGUAUUCACACCGGAGAGAAACCAUACAGCUGUGACCACUGUGCGAAAACGUUUUCCCGGCAGGAUCACCUUGCCGUCCACCUACUGGUUCACACGGGACUGAAACCACACAGCUGUGAACAUUGUGGGAAAAACUUUUCUCGGCGUAGUAAUCUCAAAGUCCACCAACGCACACACGCUGCACACCGUUAACCUUUUCUCAGAGCAUAGCUUACGCUCUGAUGGUGAUGGAAAAAUAUUGAUUGCUUUAGUGCUUCUCAGGUAUAUUAGUUUUGUGAGCAUAUCUGUAUAUAUGCUACACGUUAAUUCUGUGAAUAAUACUCACAUUUGCAGAAGUGCGCACCUGAAAAUGUCAAAACACGUCCUGUUGAGAUGCAUAUCCUGUUGUAGUGUUAUGUUUGUACUUCCCUAUAAUCACUGUGAGGUAGACUCAAACGUCAUUGCUCACUGACUGUAUUUUUUAUAGAAUAAUGUUCAUUUCCGAUUGAUAGAGCCUCUUUUUAUUUUAUUUUACUGGAUAUGUUUCAUCUGCUGUUGUGAUUGUGCACAGUGAUUAUGAUUUGUUAAUUAGGCUAAAAUGUGACGCAUGCUUUUUUCUCUAUUUUGUCAGUAAAUCUGAUCGAAACCUUGUUUUCUAUUUUUCCCAUUAAAUUUGUCGACACAAA